GCCCGUGGCUCCGCGGCCGGCCUGCCACCACCGGUCGUGCGUUGCGGCUGCUGCCCCUGGGGCCGGCCGCAGGCACCGUCGGCGUGCCCGGGCUGCGGGAGGCGCGGCCGUGGGGCGGCCUCUGCCUAUACCGCUCCGCACCGAGCGCUCGGGAUCGCGGCUCGGAGCCUUCCCCUGCCGGCGCGGCCUUUGCCUGUGGUGCUUCGGGUUGAGGGCCGCGCAGCCGGCGUCAGCCCAUCUUGCCUCUGUCUCGAGAAGCAGAAAGCGUCACGAUAGAGACACAAAGAUGACCGAGUUUUGGCUGAUUUCUGCUCCUGGGGAAAAAACCUGUCAGCAGACAUGGGAGAAACUACAUGCAGCAACUACAAAAAAUAACAAUCUCUCUACUAAUUCCAAGUUCAAUAUUCCAGACCUGAAGGUUGGCACACUGGACGUUUUGGUUGGUCUGUCAGAUGAGCUGGCGAAACUGGAUGCAUUUGUGGAGAGUGUUGUAAAGAAGGUGGCCCAGUAUAUGGCAGAUGUUUUAGAAGACAGUAAAGAUAAAGUUCAGGAAAAUCUUCUGGCUAAUGGAGUUGACUUGGUCACCUAUAUCACGAGGUUCCAGUGGGAUAUGGCCAAAUAUCCGAUAAAGCAAUCGUUGAAGAAUAUUUCAGAAAUUAUUGCGAAGGGAGUAAACCAGAUUGACAACGAUCUUAAAGCAAGAGCCUCGGCAUACAAUAAUCUAAAAGGGAACCUUCAGAAUUUGGAAAGGAAGAAUGCGGGAAGCUUGUUAACCAGAAGUCUUGCCGAUAUUGUAAAGAAAGAGGACUUUGUACUUGAUUCAGAAUAUUUGGUCACGUUAUUAGUGAUUGUACCAAAGUUAAAUUAUAAUGACUGGGUUAAGCAGUAUGAAACGUUAGCAGAGAUGGUUGUACCACGUUCCAGCAAUGUACUUUUUGAGGAUCAGGACAGUUACCUUUGUAAUGUCACCUUGUUCAGGAAGGCAGUGGAUGACUUCAAGCAUAAAGCCAGAGAAUACAAAUUUAUGGUCCGUGACUUCCAGUACAACGAAGAAGAGAUGAAAGCUGAUAAAGAGGAAAUGAAUAGACUGUCAACCGACAAGAAGAAACAGUUUGGGCCUCUGGUACGAUGGCUGAAAGUUAAUUUCAGUGAAGCUUUCAUUGCAUGGAUUCAUGUGAAAGCACUCCGAGUUUUUGUUGAAUCUGUUCUAAGGUAUGGUUUGCCGGUAAACUUCCAAGCAAUGCUGCUUCAGCCUAAUAAGAAAACAAUGAAGAAACUGAGGGAGGUUUUAUAUGACUUAUAUAAGCACCUUGACAGCAGUGCAGCAGCUAUCAUUGAUGCAACCAUGGAUAUUCCGGGCUUAAACCUCAGUCAGCAGGAGUAUUACCCCUAUGUGUACUACAAGAUCGAUUGCAAUUUACUGGAAUUCAAGUAAAAAUUCCCUAACGUGACAAUCCUGUGUUGGUGUAAACAAAACAGAAGUGAGGUUGAAGUACAGUAAUACCUUUAACACUCUACUAAUCAUAUGCUUGCUUCUUAUGUUAGGUGAAUUUUAACCGCAGUGGUCCAUCUCUAGACAUUUUCUUUUUAAAGGAAAGUGUAGGUAAUCUGCUUUUAAACAAACGUCUGUAAAUGUAUAUUGAGAGAACUGAAGUAUUUAUAAACAGAGUGAUUUAUUUAAGGAAAAGCUCAUUCCUCUUUCAUAUGGUGAUCUGUGUUAAUUCCAUUCCCCAUUGUUUAUUAAAAAGAAUUGUUUACAGAAGAAUAGUGUAAAUGUUUAUGGCCAUUUUGUUCAUUUGAUUUAGUAGAUACACGUGUUAACGUUGUGAUGUAAAGUAUGUAAGAUUGGUAUGAAAUUGUGCUUUCUGAAUGUUGUAAAAUUAAAAUCGAAGCACUGUAAGCACACAGGAAAAAAUAAACAUACCUGUGCAAAUGUGUCACCUUCUUGUACAA
Messenger RNA from Numida meleagris (helmeted guineafowl), 1953 nucleotides. It is a transcript of the gene ATP6V1C1, whose product is annotated as ATPase H+ transporting V1 subunit C1. Gene Ontology annotation, biological process: proton transmembrane transport. The record is from RefSeq and is a predicted model, not a curated record. Gene Ontology annotation, cellular component: lysosomal membrane; vacuolar proton-transporting V-type ATPase, V1 domain. Gene Ontology annotation, molecular function: proton-transporting ATPase activity, rotational mechanism. Bases 287 to 1435 code for a protein of 382 amino acids. Lineage: Eukaryota; Metazoa; Chordata; Aves; Galliformes; Numididae. The transcript is spliced from 13 exons.